AAAAAAAGAAAGAAAAUGAAAAAAAAUCCUUUUACAUUUUCCCACUUUGUAGCUUCGAAUAACAAGAACCACACUCUCUUCGUCUCUCACAGUCCGAUCGUCACCGCCACCUUCCACCGCCACGUCCGACACCCAUCUCUCCGCCGUCGCACUUCCAACGCCAACAACAUUACAAUGUCUUUUCAGUGUAUGAGUUGCAAGCAACUAAGAACUGUUAUACUCUUUCAAGGGAAGACUGGUUAUUCAAACCCUUUCAGCACUAAAAUGAGGUGUUGUAAUUUUCUCCCUUUUAAGUUUUCGAAAAUGUGUUACCGGAUGAAGCAUAAAUUUACAGACCAGAAGGUUGUUGAAAUAGACCAGCACGGCGUAAAGAGCACUGUAAAGUUGCGUAAGAAGGUAUUUGCUCUUAUGGAUCAUAACAUCCCUGAUCUAAUUGGAAAUGGAAGCGGUGAAAUGAAAUCUAAAAUGAAUCGGAAAGAUGCAGUAGAUGAUUUCGACAUCUCCUUGAUGUGUAGGAUAUUUCCAUCAAUUACUUUGGGUAGUGCUCCUCAAGUGGGUUUGUAUGAUGGGACCACAGCAUAUUCUGAAACAAAUAUCAUUUCGGGAACCAAAGAUUUCGAACAACAUUUAUACGAUUCUAGUUUAACAUCUUCACCAUUACGAAAAGAUGAUUCUUUUCCUUGUCCUUUAACACCUCAAUCAGUGUCUUCAAUAUAUGAGGAAAAAUUGGAUCAAGUUACUAGGGAAGAUUCGCAAAAGAAAGUGGGGCUGCAGUCACAGUCAAACCUUACACUUAAUGAGUUAUCUCUCGACACAUCUGUCAAUUGCUUACCUGGAUUAACUAAGAAGCAACGUGAGCAACUAGAUAACUGUGGGUUUCACACGUUACGGAAAUUGCUGCACCAUUUUCCACGAUCAUAUGCUAAUCUACAGAAUGCACAUGGGAACAUUUAUGAUGGGCAAUAUUUGAUGUUUGUUGGAGAAGUCUUAUCUUCAAGGGGAGUCAGAGCUAAUUGUUCAAUUUCAUUACUUGAGGUGAUUGUUGGUUGUCAGAUUGCAGACAAGGAAUCGGAUAUUGAGCAUGUAACCGACAAAGUUGGGAAAACAAGGACAGUUUAUUUGCAUUUGAAGAGAUUUUUCCGUGGCACACGUUUUACUUUUAAAGGUUUCCUAAAUAGUAUUGCGAACAAGUAUCAAGUGAGAGACAUAGCAUGUGUGAGUGGCAAGGUUAAGACUAUGCCUGCUAAAGAUCACUACGAGAUUAGAGAAUUUAAUAUUGAUGUGCUUGAAGAUGGGAAAGAUUUAUCCCUUUGCGCAAAAGAGAGGCCAUAUUGUAUCUACCCUUCAAAAGGGGGUUUGAACCCAACAUUUCUUCGGGACAUCAUUGCAAGAGCUUUACAUGCCUUGCCAGUCAUUGUUGAUCCAAUUCCUAAAGACAUUAGAGAGGAAUUUGGACUCUUAAGUCUUCAUGAUGCAUAUUUUGGAAUUCACAAACCAAAGGAUAUUAGUGAAGCUGAUCUGGCCCGCAAGAGACUUAUAUUUGAUGAAUUUUUUUACCUGCAGUUAGGACAAUUAUUCCAAAUGCUCGAAGGUCUUGGUACACAAGUAGAAAAGAUUGGGUUGCUAGAUAAGUAUAGAAGACCAGAAAAUAACACGGUGUGUACAAAGGAAUGGUCCUGUCUCACCAAGAAGGUUUUGGAGCUCCUUCCCUAUACUCUUACUUCCGGUCAACUGCAAGCUGUUUCAGAAAUUAUUUGGGAUUUAAAAAGGCCGGUUCCAAUGAAUCGGCUACUUCAGGGUGAUGUUGGAUGUGGGAAAACUAUUGUUGCUUUUCUUGCAUGCAUGGAAGUUAUUGGCUCUGGCUACCAGGCGGCUUUCAUGGUUCCAUCUGAGUUGGUUGCAAUCCAGCAUUAUGAACACUUGCUUGCGUUGCUUGAAAACUUGGACGAGGUCAAGUUCAAGCCAACUGUUGCUUUACUCACUGGUUCAAUCCCAAUAAAACAAUCGCGGCUUAUUCGCAAGGGUAUCCAGACCGGAGAAAUUUCAAUCGUCAUUGGAACCCACAGUUUGUUUGCAGAUAGCGUUGAAUUCUCAGCCUUACGUAUUGCUGUGGUGGAUGAGCAGCAUCGCUUUGGUGUGAUUCAAAGAGGAAGAUUUAACAGUAAGUUAUUUUAUAAAUCUUCAAUUUCGAGUCUGGAGGAUGCUAUUACAGACAAGUCCUCAAAGACUGAUGAUUAUAUGGCUCCACAUGUUCUUGCCAUGUCUGCUACUCCCAUCCCAAGGACCCUUGCGCUUGCUUUAUAUGGUGAUAUGUCACUGACACAGAUAACCGACUUACCACAAGGAAGGAUUCCUGUUCAAACAUAUGCCAUUGAGGGAAGUGACAAAGGAUUUGAGGAUGCCUACAAGAUGAUGAUGGAUGAGUUGGAAGAUGGGGGGAAAAUUUAUCUUGUCUACCCAAUUAUCGAACUUUCGGAGCAGUUACCUCAGCUUCGUGCUGCUUCUGCAGAUCUCAAAGUUAUCUCAGACCGGUUUCCAGGAUACAAUUGUGGUUUAUUACAUGGGAGAAUGAGAAGUGAAGAAAAAGAAGAAACGUUAGGGAAGUUUAGGACUGGAGAAUUGAAUAUACUACUUGCCACUCAAGUAAUUGAAGUUGGUGUUGAUGUUCCAGAUGCAUCGAUGAUGGUUGUGAUGAAUUCUGAGAGGUUUGGAAUGGCCCAAUUACACCAACUCAGGGGCCGAGUUGGACGCGGAACAAGGCAGUCAAAAUGUAUAUUAAUAUCAUCAACUGCCAGUGGCCUUAAUCGUUUGAAAGUACUGGAGCAAUCAUCAGAUGGGUUUCAUCUUGCUAAUAUGGACCUAUUAUUACGUGGACCUGGUGACUUGCUUGGCAAGAAACAAUCUGGACAUCUUCCCGAGUUUCCUAUUACCAGAUUGGAAGUCGACGGCAAUAUUUUACAAGACGCACAUGUUGCUGCACUGAAAAUCUUAAGUGCUUCCCAUGAUCUGGAGCAAUUUCCUGCACUUAAACUGGAGCUUGGCAUGAGACAGCCACUUUGCCUGCUAGGUGAUUGAUCAAGGCUUGAUGUGAUCUUCAAGAGUUAACACUUAACACACUGUUCAUUGUGAUAAUUUUGUAAUGUAAAUAGUUUGAAUGGCUCUUCUUGGUUAUGUAGACAUGAUUUAGCCUUUAGGCUGAUGUUUAUAAGUUGAAAGACCAUUGUUAUCUUUGUAUCCUAUUUUCACUGUGAUUCUUCUUCCUUGUAAUCAUUGGUAGCAGUGGCAGUCUGAGCAUGUUCUCGAGAUUCGAUCAAACAAGGCCAUAUUUUUUGGAUGGCACCUUCUUUUUACCUGUUAAUAGAAAAUUUGACUUAUAGCACA
This is a messenger RNA of Medicago truncatula (barrel medic), 3381 nucleotides long. Its product is annotated as ATP-dependent DNA helicase homolog RECG, chloroplastic. Gene Ontology annotation, molecular function: ATP binding; DNA helicase activity; nucleic acid binding. The transcript is spliced from 17 exons. Gene Ontology annotation, biological process: DNA recombination; DNA repair. Bases 16 to 3075 code for a protein of 1019 amino acids. The record is from RefSeq and is a predicted model, not a curated record. Lineage: Eukaryota; Viridiplantae; Streptophyta; Magnoliopsida; Fabales; Fabaceae.